This is a messenger RNA of Ilyonectria robusta, 1778 nucleotides long. Its product is annotated as pyridoxal phosphate-dependent transferase. The coding region runs from base 250 to 1641 and encodes 463 amino acids. The record is from RefSeq and is a predicted model, not a curated record. Lineage: Eukaryota; Fungi; Ascomycota; Sordariomycetes; Hypocreales; Nectriaceae. Gene Ontology annotation, molecular function: transaminase activity; pyridoxal phosphate binding. Gene Ontology annotation, cellular component: cytosol. The transcript has a single exon.
GUGAACUAAGCUUGACAAGAUAAGGCAAGGUCGGAUUGCUUGAGUUAAUACUGAUUGGCUUUUCACCCGAACCGCAAUCCAUUCACUCCCGACGAAGGCAUCGGGUUUCGGGUUUGCGUUUGAAUAAAUAUUCCUCUCUUAAGACUGCUCGGACUUUUGCCAUACCAAAUUCAUUCAAACAUACUUGCAACAAUUGCAAAAAUCAUCAAACGAAUUAUUCGCAUUUGCAAUUGAAUUCAAUUCGCUCAGAUGGCUCCUUCAAGGGACGACACCACCCUUCCGGCCAUUGCCGUGAAAUCACACCACGAAGGACACCUUUUGCAUCGAUCCCUCGUUCAAAAGCCAUCAAUGGUAGAGUCAGCGAGCGGCAUUGAGUUGAAGCUGGCCAGCGGACAAACCAUUAUUGAUGCCUGUGGCGGUGCAGCAGUUGCCCUGAUCGGCCAUGGCAACGAAGAAGUCACUCAGGCCAUGGUCGAACAGGCCCGAAAGGUCAGCUACGUGCACACACAGGCAUAUACUACUGCCCCAGCUGAGGAACUGGCCGACAUCAUUCUCGAAGGCAACCCCUUCGGUCUGGAGAAAGCCUUCUUCGUUGGCAGCGGAAGCGAGGCAGUUGAGUCGGCUCUGAAGCUGGCCCGUCAAUACUUUUACGAGAAGAAUGAACCAGAGCGCGUUCACAUAAUCUCAAGGCAACAAUCCUACCACGGCAACACCAUGGCUGCCAUGUCCAUUUCCACCAACAAGGCUCGCAAAGCGCCUUACCAGGGCUUUUGCUACCCCAACGUCUCCCACGUUUCGCCCGCUUAUGCCUACCAAUACAAGCACGAAAAUGAAUCUGAAGCUGAGUUUACGGGCAGGUUGCUUGCUGAGUUGGAGGCCGAGUUUCUGCGAGUCGGCCCUGAGAAGGUGGUUGCCUUCAUCGCAGAGACUGUAUCCGGUGCGACUCUGGGCUGUGUGGCAGCGCCGGCGGGUUACUACAAGGCAGUCAGGGCACUCUGCGACAAGUAUGGAAUCCUCUUGAUCCUCGACGAGAUCAUGUGCGGCGUGGGCCGGACUGGCACGUUCUUCGCUUUUGAACAGGAGGGCGUCGUGCCGGAUAUCAUGACGAUUGCGAAAGGCCUGGGUGGUGGAUACGCAGCAAUUGCCGGUGUCCUGAUGCACAGCCGGGUCGUUGAUGUUCUCCGACAGGGCACAAAUGUCUUCAACAACGGACAUACUUACCAGGCUCAUCCCAUCUCCUGUGCUGCGGCGUUGGCCGUGCAACGGAUCGUCAAGCGGGACGACCUGGUUGCGCGCUGUGCCAGCAUGGGCAAGUUGCUAGAGAGGAUGUUGCGCGCCGAACUGCAAAACUGCAAAUCCGUCGGCGACAUUCGAGGCCGAGGUCUCUUCUGGGGCAUUGAAUUCGUCAAGGACAGACAAUCCCGCUCGCCAUUCGAUCCCAAGCUGGCCUUCGGGGUGCGCGUCCAGCAGGCUGCCUUUCAGAAGGGCGUUGCUCUAUACCCCGGCGGCGCGACUGUUGACGGCGUCCGCGGCGACCAUUUGCUACUGGCGCCGCCUUUCACCGUGACUGAGGAACAGCUGGGUCACAUCUGCCGCGUGCUGCGGGAGGCCGUCCAGGAAGUGGAGGAGUUAUUUUGUUGAGCGGAUAUGAUGUGAUAAUGAGAGGAGGCAGGGAAAGACGUCGAAUGAAUAUACGUCUAAACUAGAUUGAUUUAAUCGGUGCGAAUUGACAGAUAUUCUAAGUGUGAAAUAGAUAAUAGAUCGAGACUGCAACUCAU